GGCGCUGGUAGCAUUAGCUUAAAGGGACGCUUUGAAUUAGCUUGAGAGAAUGUUGUCCUAAAUAGAAGAACAGGUAAGAUAAAAUUAAAUUAGAUAUACUCUAUUUUAUAACCGAGCAACAAUGUCUUCAGUUGAGUAUUUGAGAGAGUUUAUAAACGAGAGACUGAUGACUGCUGCUCAAGAAAUAUUUGGAGCUUUUCAAAAAACCAUCGUCGAAUACGAAGAAGAGAUCGACCGUCAGCGCAGACUGUUGGAUGUCCUUUGGAAACCUGAUAUAAAGCUAAACAGCACAGAGCUCCCACAGCAACAUGUCUGUAAGGAGGAGGAGGUUCUCGCUGACCAGCAGCUCUGUAUUCAGGAGUGGAAUUCCAGUGUGGACCAAGAGGACCCAGAGCCUCCACAGCUUAAAGAGGAGCAGGAGGAACUGUGCACCAGUCAGGAGGGAGAGCAGCUUGUACUGAAGCAGGAGACUGACGCCUUUAUGUUGACUCCUGCUUAUGAUGAAAGUGACCACGGUGAUGAUCACGAAAGCAUCAGCCACACUAACGAUGUGUCUAACCCUGCUACGACAACGAUUUACUGUGACACUCACACAGAGAAAGAGUCUGUCAAAUGUGACAUGUGUGAGAAGGCUUUUAAGUACAAGUCAGAUCUGAAGAGACACCUGAAAAUCCACACAGGUGAGAAGCCGUAUUCCUGCAACACCUGUGGGAAAACAUUCAGUCAGAUGUCAGUACUGAAGGCUCAUAUAAUAAUCCACACAGGGGAGAAACCGUAUUCAUGCAACACCUGUGGGAAAAGAUUCUGUCGGGCAUCAGAUUUGAAAGCUCAUAUACGAAUCCAUUCGGGUGAGAAGCCGUACUCUUGCAACACCUGUGGGAAGCAUUUCAGAUCAAGCAGUCAAUUGACAGGCCACAUGAAAACCCACACGGGUGAGAAGCCGUAUUCUUGCAGCACCUGUGGGAAGAGAUUCCCUCAACCAUCAUUACUGAAGGCUCAUGUAAGAAUCCACACAGGUGAGCGGCCAUAUUUGUGCAAAACAUGUGGGAAAGAUUUCAGAGUCAGCAGUGCCUUAAAAUUCCACAUGAGAACUCACACAGGAGAGAAGCCGUACACAUGCAAAAUAUGUGGGAGAGCCUUCAGAGUCAGCGCUCACCUGAUAGGCCACAUGAAAAUCCACACAGGUGAGAAGCCAUAUUCUUGCAACACCUGUGGGAAAGACUUCAGGCGUAGCAAUGAAUUGACACUUCACAUAAAAACAACAAUGUCUUCAGUUGAGUAUUUGAGAGAGUUUAUAAACGAGAGACUAACUGCAGCUGCUGAAGAAAUAUUCGGAGUUUUCCAAAAAACUAUCGUCGAGUAUGAAGAAGAGAUCGACCGUCAGAGGAGACUGUUGGAUAUCGUCUGGAAACCUCAAAUAAAGUUACACAGCAUUGAGCUCCCACAGCAACAUGCCUGUAAGGAGGAGAAGGUUCUCUCUGACCAGCAGCUCUGUGUUCAGGAGAGGAACUCCAGUCUGGACCAAGAGGAGCCAGAGCUUCCACAGGUUAAAGAGGAAGAGGAGGAGCUGUGCACCAGUCAGGAGGGAGAGCAGCUUGUACUGAAGCAGGAGACUGACGCCUUUAUGUUGACUCCUGUUUAUGAGGAAAGUGACCACGGUGACGAUCAUGCUCUGAACUUUAUCAUUGAUGAAACUCAGAAUGUGGUGGAGGACAGGCCUCUUAACUACAUUUCAGUUAACAGCUCUGUGGCACCAGAACCAAACAGUGACCACCAGCUCCUCUCUCACAACUCUCAGAGCCCAGAUCAGGACGGAGGAGAACAUGGAGACUCAGGAUCGACUAGAAAUGCUGAGACAGUGCUACACACUCAACAUCACAAUAGCAACAGUCACACUGCUAAUGUAACUACCCCUACUGUGUCUACACCUCAGUGUAGUACUUGCGCAGUUAAAAAGUCUUUCAAAUGUGACACAUGUGAGAAAGCCUUUACAUGUAAAUCAGAUUUGCGUAGACAUCUCUUAAUCCACACAGGUGAGAAGCCGUAUUCGUGCAACACCUGUGGGAAAAGAUUCAAUCAGAAAUCAAUACUGAAGGCUCAUGCUAGGCUCCACACAGGCGAGAAGCCACAUUCAUGCAACACCUGUGGGAGGAGAUUCUGUCGGGCAUCAGAUUUGAAAGCACACAUAAGGAUCCACUCAGGUGAGAAGCCGUAUUCUUGCAAAGUAUGUGGAAAACAUUUCAGAUCUGGCUACAACUUCAAAGUCCACUUGAGAACCCACACAGGUGAGAAGCCGUAUUCUUGCAGCACCUGUGGGAAAAGAUUCUGUCGCCCAACGGUAUUGAAGGCUCACAUGAGAACACACACAGGGGAGAAGCCGUAUUCUUGCAACACCUGUGGGAAAAAAUUCUGUCGGACAUCCGAUUUGAAAAUUCAUACGAGAACACACACAGGGGAGAAGCCGUAUUCUUGCAACACCUGCGGGAAGAAAUUCAAUCAGAUGUCAAUAUUGAAGGCUCAUAUAAGAAUCCACACAGGUGAGAAGCCGUAUUCCUGCAAAACCUGUGGGAAAGAUUUCAGAUCUAGCAGUCAGUUGAUUGGCCACAUGAGAAGAAACCACUAACCUGAUAUUUUUCUCUGUAUUACUGUAUUUAUCACAAAUAAUGUACUGUACAGUAAAUAAUAAUGCAGCCUUUAAAACCAAGAAAAGACAACAGUUACAAUAUCCAGUCUCAUAUCAUGGAUUGACUGCCUGGCCUUACCCUGAAGUCUAAGGCCUGCAGGUGGGUGUGACUGACAUCAGGGGUGUUUUCACAUAUAGUCCUUUUUAAGCAAAUCAAACUCAGUCCUCUUAAAGUGCACCAAAAAGCGGACCAACAGAAAAGGGACUCAGUUCUUUUUGUGUUCACAUUGUCGUUCCUUUCUGGUCAACUUCACCUAUAAUGGGGCCUCAGUCCUCUUUCUGUUCACACUAAUAUCUAUUGAUAUAGUUUUGUUUUUAAUUUGACGUGGCACUGCAGUGUGGUUAUGAAGCCCCUCACUUUCAGGUGAACUUAUAAUUGUAGGAAAACCUUGGUGUGUCUGUGCUGUAGACUGUAUCUGUUUGAUGUAUUCUACACUCAACAUCUGGAGACGUGCAGUAUCUUCCGUGGAUGAAACUACUCCUCAUCCUGUGUUCUUGCAAGCGUUACAGGCCGACAUGGUUUUGUCUGUUUUUUCAGGCGUCCCAGGUCAACAGUAUGUGAUCUAGAGGGCUAAAUAAAAUGGCAAAGAGCAAAGUGAACCUGGAGCGCUUUGUGUUCCCAAUGCACAGGUUAAGUGAACCACACUGCAGACUUGAAGCGAACCGUACUCAGGUGGUCUGAGUAUGGUUCGCUUUAAAGGGGUCUGAGUUCUCUUGGGGUGUUCACAUAUGCGCAAAAAAAUGCUGAGUCUCUGCUCUGAGUCGGUUUAGAAAGCUAAAAAGGUCCAAGUGUGAAAACACCCCAAAAAUGAAAGUAGUCAUAGUGAAGAACAUUUCUCUCAGAGUUAUAACAUGCAGGUGUUUAAAUGUUGCAGCUCACCAGCUGGAGGUUAAGUUAAAGUAUGAUGCGAUACUGUUUCAUAGUUUGAUCAGUGGAGAUGCCUCAUAUUGAGUGGUGGAGUGUAACCAUAUGUACUAGAAUACUGUACUUAUGUAGAACAUUGACUGUGGUGAGGUUAACUUUAAGUUGGAUAUUCAUCACAUUCACUUGGGGUCCAGCGAUGUCAGAUUUUCAACGUGAUGGCAGCAGGAGGACGGUUAGCUCACCUCAUCAUGCUCAACCUGUGGGGGUUGACUAAAGGCUAGUUCACAUUACACGAUUUUCACCCUGAUUUUGCGUCGCGGAGACUAUUGUAAUUUUUUGAGUGUUCCUACCUGGCGACGUGUGUUUCUGUCAUCGGGAGUCUUGGCAACUGCGUUACGACCUGUGUGUGCACACCACAAGAUUUCUCCACCGAGCCCUCGCCGACAGAGCCCCAGAUAACGCAAUGACGUCACCAAACUUGGAGACGACACAUCGUAAAGGCAUGGAUAUUCUUCCCAGUGUUGAAUCAGAUCUGCCUCCAGGGCCUGGGUCCAAACACAACGCGCUCCCCGUGAUCCCGUGGACGCCGCCUUUGUUGUUGUUGCUUGCCGGCUUGUCAGUGUUGCCAGAUCUUGGGAGAGAAGCAAGCAACCAGGGCUAUGGAAACAAGCCCAAAAGAAGCGACGGAUAUAUAGAGAGAAAGGCGAUGUUUAGAGAACAAGCCCAAAUAAGCAACUCCACUUUAGAAACAAGCCCAAAAAAACGCAACCCGACUACCAAUAUUUGUAAGCGUAUCCCGCCUCUCAUUGGCUGAUGCUCUUUGUCAGUCAUGUCACAGUUCUCCAGUUUUCUAGCAUGCCAGAUAUCCAGUCCCAGUCACAGACGAGGGGGCGACUUGCUCGUAGACUUGUUCACAGAUGAGGACUCGUCGUGGCAGACUAUCUGCUGACUCACCUCCGACCCAAGGUGGCUCUCAAGAUCCUCUGCGACGUCAAAAUCACAGUGAAAAUUGUGUAAUGUGAACUAGGCUUAAGGGACCAUAAAUAUGUUACUGUUUAAAAACUGUUUAUUCAGUAUUCUCAUGCUGACUUGCCCAUAUUAGUGAAAACUAUGAAUAAAAAUAUACACUACCUUGGUCUAAUGUAGCUCACUUAUUUUGAUUGUUAAUGUGUAAUUAAUUUAUUUUACAGGAAUAUUUCUAUAUAGAAUAAUGGCCGCUAACGUCAUGUGAUAAUCGGUAACAAAAUGUAUCAGGACACUGGAAAAGAGGUACAGUUGAUUUUAGGAUAUGAAGACAUAAAUGAGCUGUGCAAUAUGACUGAUGGGAAUAUGAUGAACAACAAAAGCCAGUUCAAUUUUCUUUUGGAAUGAAAUACAGUUUAAUCACAUUUUCUUUGAGAGUGGGUGCUCAAUUAAAUGAGAGUAAUUGGUCAUAAAAAGAGUCAUUAGUUUGAGCUCUGCAUGUCAAAUGAAUGCAACUGGAGGAUUAGCAGUAAGUCAUUUUCUUACAGUGUUCUUCAAGAUGUUAAACCACCUGGGCCCAAGUCUGCUAUAUGAUUGUGAAUGUCACUGUAAAUGGUUCAUAUGCAGUCUGAAAGUAUUGUUGUCAUUGAUGAUAACCAGUUUCUUUACUUGCACUUUACUGGGAGCACAGUCUGUCUUUGCUGUCCUGUAACACAUAAUUAAAGCUUCUGUUUCAACCCACCUGUUGAUAGUUUUAAUAACAGCUCCAAGAGCUUAAGCCUCCCACACCCUGUCAUCAUUUACUCUGCAGCCAAUCUACCUGUAGAUGGUGCUACAGAGCCAGCUAGCAAAAAGCACCACUUAGCCUUGACCUCUUAAUCAGAAUCAGAAUCAGCUGUAUUCGCCAAGUACAUGUGUACAUACAAGGAAGUUGACUCCGGUUGACUUGCUCUCAAUGUACCAGAAUUGACAUUAGUACUCAAAUUUAG
Epinephelus moara (kelp grouper) is the source of this 5500-nucleotide messenger RNA. Its product is annotated as zinc finger protein 665-like. The transcript has 4 exons. Bases 122 to 2623 code for a protein of 833 amino acids. Gene Ontology annotation, molecular function: RNA polymerase II cis-regulatory region sequence-specific DNA binding; DNA-binding transcription factor activity, RNA polymerase II-specific. Lineage: Eukaryota; Metazoa; Chordata; Actinopteri; Perciformes; Serranidae. Gene Ontology annotation, biological process: regulation of transcription by RNA polymerase II. The record is from RefSeq and is a predicted model, not a curated record.